AUGGCCUCUUAUUGGACAUUUCUGUUUGUUUGUCUAUUAUGUGCUGAGGGACUUUACUCGUCAGUUUCACCUCUAUCAGGUUUGACAGAGGUGGACAUCGAUGAUGGAAAAGACUGGGAUAUCGUUGACAUAAAUGAAGAAGCAGGACUUGAUCUGGUAGAGGGAGACAUAGAGAUUAAAAAGGGAGAUGGCAAGAACAGCAUUUUGGGUGAAGAGUAUCGUUGGCCGACCACUGUGCCUUACUACCUGGAGGACAGCUUAGAGAUCAAUGCUAAAGGAGUGAUCCUAAAAGCAUUCGAGCAAUACCGACUCAAGACUUGCAUUGACUUCAAACCCUGGAGUGGCGAGCCAAACUACAUUUCUGUAUUCAAAGGUUCUGGGUGUUUUUCGUCUGUGGGGAAUCGUCAUGUAGGGAAGCAGAGGUUAUCAAUUGGCAGAAACUGCGAUCGCCUUGCAACUGUCGAGCAUGAGUUCCUGCACGCGCUAGGUUUCUGGCACGAACAAUCCAGAGCCGACCGAGAUGAUUAUGUCAACAUCAUGUGGGACCAGAUUGAAGCUGGUAAAGAGCACAACUUCAAAACCUAUGAUGACACAGUCUCCAGCGCUCUCGGAUUUCCUUAUGACUACACCUCUGUCAUGCACUACAGUAAGACUGCCUUUAAUAAGGACACCAAACCGACCAUUGUCACUAAGAUUCCAGAGUUCCUGGAUAUGAUUGGCCAGCGCAUGGAGUUCAGUUCCAGUGACGUGGGCAAACUAAACAGGCUGUAUAACUGCACCACAUCAUCUACCUUCAUGGACUCCUGUAGCUUUGAGCAGCCCAAUAUCUGUGGUAUGAUCCAGGGACAGGAUGCAAAGGCAAAGUGGGUGCGUGCGAAGAGUAUGGCCGGAGGUGCAAGCACUGACCACACUAACAUGGGCCAGUGUAAUGGUAUAGGCUUCUUUAUGCAUUUUAGCACAGCCACUGGGAACCCUGGAGAUAAUGCUUACUUGGAGAGUCGACCCUUUUAUCCGAACAGAGGACAUCAAUGCUUGCAGUUCUACAUGUAUAACAGCGGGGGAGCUGAUGACCUGCUAAACAUAUGGGUUCAUGAAUAUAACAAUGACAGUCCUAAUGGAGUGCUGAGACUCAUUCAGACAUUCCGUGGUGGCCAGAGAAACUCCUGGGAGCUCCAUCAUGUGACACUAGAUGCGUCUCAGAAGUUUAGGGUUGUGUUUGAAGGGGUGAAGGGAACGGGCAUGUCCAAAGGAGGCCUCUCUUUGGAUGACAUCAACCUGUCAGAGACAGAAUGCCCUCAUCAUACAUGGCACAUCCAGAAUUUCACCAGCCUCCUCGCUACAACACCUGUUGGCACCAAGAUCUACAGUCCCACUUUCUUGUCUCGCGAUGGCUACUCUUUCCAGAUUGGUCUGUAUAUUAAUGGGAAAUCGAGCAGUUCUACCAAUAUGGCCAUGUACUUGCACUUGACUUCUGGUCCCAAUGACAGCCAAUUGAAAUGGCCAUGCCCAUGGAGACAGGCUACUGUAGCACUGAUGGACCAGCACCCAAAUAUUCAGCAACGUAUGGAUAAUCAAAGAUUGAUCACCACUGACCCCAGCAAGACCUCCACUGAUUCUCUGGGCAACGUGGAAUAUUUCUGGGAUGACCCACGGAAGGUGGGCAGUCUGGUACAAAAUCCAGACGGCACCUCAUACUACAGAGGACCAGGUACUGGCACCAGCUCUUUCAUCACACACAGUCGUCUAAGAAGUCGAGAUUUCAUCAAAGGAAAUGUCAUCUUUCUCCUUAGUCUAGAAGAUGUGACUGGACUUUUGGAGACUCAGCCUGUACCGGUACCACAGCCUGCUGCCUAAGUGGCUAAAUGCUCCAGCUGGCUCAAUUGAUACUGAAAAAUUGUCUUGGCAUCCAACGGCUAUGCAUUUAAUCCAAC
Messenger RNA from Neoarius graeffei (lesser salmon catfish), 1931 nucleotides. It is a transcript of the gene mep1ba, whose product is annotated as meprin A subunit beta a. The record is from RefSeq and is a predicted model, not a curated record. The transcript is spliced from 14 exons. The coding region runs from base 1 to 1854 and encodes 617 amino acids. Gene Ontology annotation, biological process: proteolysis. Lineage: Eukaryota; Metazoa; Chordata; Actinopteri; Siluriformes; Ariidae. Gene Ontology annotation, molecular function: protein binding; metalloendopeptidase activity; zinc ion binding. Gene Ontology annotation, cellular component: membrane.